This is a messenger RNA of Malaya genurostris, 2737 nucleotides long. RefSeq lists its product as uncharacterized. Gene Ontology annotation, molecular function: zinc ion binding. Bases 175 to 2553 code for a protein of 792 amino acids. The record is from RefSeq and is a predicted model, not a curated record. NCBI's taxonomy places the organism in Eukaryota, Metazoa, Arthropoda, Insecta, Diptera, Culicidae. Gene Ontology annotation, cellular component: nucleus. The transcript is spliced from 4 exons.
CAAUUGAAUUUUCUUGCGUAUGAAUUUAGAGGAAAGUUUUAGAAAUAGUCUAGCACCCCGCUUUCAGAAAACGAAAACAAACAUUAUUUUUAGUAUUUCGGAGACGGCGUUUCUUGUACCUUUUUAUAUACCGCACGUAAUUGAAAAUGGAUUGCGAGUAAAUUUGAACUAACAAUGGAAACUAUUAAGGAAAACGUAGCCAAAUACGCUGCUGGCGGUCAAGAAGACAAUUUUUGUCGGCUGUGCUUCGUAAAGGCCUUUAAACUGCGCACCGUGUUUCCGUAUGGAGACAAUCCGGACAACGAAUUGUUUCGUAAAAUUUCUAACCUAGCAUUGGUUAGCCUAAAUCACCGGGAAGAACCGGACUGUUGUAUUUGUUCUCGUUGCGUCACUGCUCUAGAAGAAUUUGAUAAAUUCCGACGUCAAUGUGAAACACUCAAUAACCUGUUGCUGGAUGCACGUGGCCAGUCGGACACAAAAAUUUUCAACGAAAGCUUCGCAAUGGUAAACUUUUCACCGGUUUCAGCAGAUCCACAAUCCAAUGAACCGUCAGUAAAACAGGACACGAGUAAAAUUGAUGAUAUUGAUCCGUUCGAGGAUCCAGUUUCCGGUAAUGAUGAUAGGGAUGAUAGGGAUAGCGAAACGAAACCCAGAACUAGAUCUGUUGGGCGUAGCUCCGUGUCCGGUAAAACCGGUAAAAAGAGAGGACGACCAUUGAAACGAACAUUGAAACUGGAAGAUGAGGAGGAAGAAGAGUUUGAGGAAGCGCUGUUUGAAUCGGAUGACAGUUUUAAACCAACACGAACUAGAGGUCGCCCUAGACGAUACAAAAAGUUGACAACAGUUUCGAAACCGAAAAAGGAACGGCUAGAAAGGAAAUCAAUUGCCGAUGAUACCGACGAGACAGAGGAGAGGAGUAAGAGCGGCAGAGGCAGCUCGCGUGAUUUCAAAGUUUAUAACGCGGGACACGGAUCGAUCAAUAUCGCAUUUCGCGGUUAUCGUUAUGUGAAAUUUCGCUACUGUAAAACGGGUUUGUCCGUUCGUCAUGGUUGGCAAUGUAUUGAGAAAGACUGUACCGCACAGCUUUAUACGAAGAGUACGGCUAAAGACUACGUAUUCUGGCAGAAGAAUACUUAUGAACACAACCAUCCAUCGGAUAAGUUGGAUGAAAUGAUGAAUACGAAACUAGAGGAUUUGGAACCAAUGGACACCGAAUCGGCAAACGAUAUAGCGGAAGUGCUUAAAAGUGGCCGUCAACUGUACAACUACAGCAUCAUACUUCUUACGACGGGAGAGAUCGUCAUGGUGUAUGGUGAUCAUCGUCAUCGUUUGUUGACAACUAGAAAUGAUGGAGCUAAAAUCUACGGUUGCACCAUAAGUUCUUGUCGAGCAGUAAUCUACGUUACGCCGGAUAACGAAAUGAAGGUGUACAGCGGAAGUUGUACUGAUACUGGAACAGCUUCCGAGCGUUCGUUCCGUCGAUCCCACAAAGUUAUUGCUUUCGAUGGGUACUACUACACUUUCACCGGUCGACGACUGGAGAAUAAAUGUCUGGUGUGGCAGUGCUAUUUAAGAAAGUCCCACAACUGUUCGACUUUAAUCUAUUCCACCGAUGAUGAUGUAGUUGUUGCUGCCAAGCACCUGGUAAAGGUACCUCACAAUCACGAUACGGAUGCGUACAAACUGGAGGAGGGUCAUUUGAUUGUCGAAGGUCGCAAAGGAUCACUGUCGAUGGAAUCGACCGAGUAUCAUGUGGGUAAAAAUCAAGCGGGGACGGAUAUUAUCAUCUUCGAAGGAUUGCGGUACACGAUUAUGAACACUAAAAUCGACGGUACACGUGCGUGCCGUUGCUUGGAGGACGAUACGUGCUCGGCGUACAUUUAUCUCAUUCCCAAUGGCACGGUAAUUAAGUUUGUCGGCCUGAACGAACACAGCCAUUCGCUGCCGGAACAGGAGAAAGACAUAGAUGAUUUUGAUUUUAUCAUCGAAACGAAACACGUGGAAAAGUACGCUCCGAUUUUCAAGUACUACAAGGGAUACGAGUACCGAAGACAGGUGCGCCGGGAAAAUGCCAUUUAUUACUAUCGUUGCUCGGAGCGAAGAAACGGUUGCAUGGCAGCGUUUUCGUGUAACGAAGAUUUCAGUAUGGUCAGAGAAAACAACGAACCGCACAACCACGAAAUGACCAAACCGGAAGACGAACGUCGUAGGAUCAGGCUGGAGCAGGACGGCACAAUGGAUUAUCAAAUGGGCACCUACGGCGAUGACUACGAGGUUUUGCACUACCAAGAAAACCGGUACUGUCAUUUUUACAACCAUAAAGAUGGUUGGCGCGUGUGGAGAUGCUACUCCAGCUCGCGAUGUAGGGCGACCUUGUUCCAGAGUUUGCCCGACAAGCGAGUUGUCGAUUUGGAAAAAAUACAACAUUUGCACGAUGGUGAAAAGCACCCCAGACAACGCCGCAAACCACAGCGUGAACCAACGAGCACGGCUGAGGAGAAACAGCAGUUCUACAGCGACUCCGACAGUCGGGAGAGUGCCGAUUGGUUCUGAGUAAUUUCUGAUCUCUCGUUUAAUAUCCUGAAGUUUUAAUCGAAUGCUAUAUUUUUUCUUCGUUGUCCAAGACAUACUAUCAAUACGAAACAAACAAUUCAUUCUCCAGUUACACAGUCUGUUAGUCCCUCUUCAAUUUUAACGGAAUUCGGAAUUAUCAUUAAACACUUGUUGAUUAACAAUA